Molecule: messenger RNA, 4941 nt
Organism: Guillardia theta CCMP2712
Lineage: Eukaryota; Cryptophyceae; Pyrenomonadales; Geminigeraceae
Exons: 3
Coding region: 1-4941 (1646 amino acids)
Biological process (GO): fatty acid metabolic process
Cellular component (GO): membrane
Molecular function (GO): glycerophospholipase activity; protein binding
Source: RefSeq, a predicted model, not a curated record
AUGUGGAUCUGGGGAUCAGGUUCUGGCAAGGGCGGAGGGGAAGGGGGAGAAGGAGCAAAAUCUGGAGACAAAGUGGAAGGAGGAGACAAGAAGACCAAGGAAGAUCACUUCAGGCUGGUGCUGAGAGACCAUGCUGACCGAGGCCUCAACUUCACUUGGCGCACAAGCGACCUCGAGAACGCCAGGAAGUCGCUGCAUGCCAAACUUGCAAGCCUGGUGACCUGCCCUCCGGAAGCAUCGAGUCCCCUCGGGGCGGAUAGCAGUGAGCGAAGAAAUGCAGACAGCCCGAGCAUGGAGCUUCGGGGUCAAGAGGAGCGGAGGGUUCCAGUGGAGGCCUAUCAGAGUGAGGCAGAUCUCCUCAGCAACGUGGUGAUGGUCAAGAUAGAGAAAGUUGCAACGAGCGACAAGAGUCGUGUGAUCAAGUCGCUGCCUCUUGACACCGCGAGCUUUGACAGCAUCACCAGUUUGCGGGUUCUGGGAGCUGAGGUCGACCUGGAGAGCAACGUGAAGCCCUUGGUGCGGAGCUCGCUGCAGGUUCUCGGCCUCUCGGGGCAGAAGGCUGCCAACGACAAGCUGCUUGACUUCAUUCAGCCCGCACUCUCUCCUUCCCUCACCUCCCUCUCCCUCCGGAGGAAUCAGCUCAAGUCCUUCCCCGCCUCCUCCUUCAGCUGCCUGGCGAACCUGCGCGAGCUGGACCUGAGCGACAACUUUCUGCUGGACAUCUCCCCCUCCCUCUUCGUCCAGUGCCCCCGGCUGGAGUCGCUGAACCUGCAGAACAACCCGCGGCUGACGGUGAGGGAGCUCGACUUCCGCGCAUGCAAGCUGCGGACGCUGCUGCUGGGGCUGAUCCAGCUGGACUACCUGCCGAGCCUGGCGCACCUCUCGACCCUGACGGAGCUCUCGCUGUUCUCGCUCUACAUCAAGGCCAGGGCGCCGAGGCGGGACCCCCGUCGCUUCUUCGAGGCUCUUGCGGUGCACGUGGAGCUGCUCAAGGCAGGAUCGAGUGCCAUCAAGCUCUUCCCCUCUAGCAAGGAGGCUCGGACCGAGCUGCGCUCCUCCCUCGUCCCCGUCCUGCGCUCCUCCUCCUCCUGGCAUGCUCUGCUAGGGGCGCUGCUGGCCUGCAUUGCAAACGAGAAGAUGUACCGGGCCCUCAUCUCCUCCGACAUCGCCGGCACCUCCGGCCUGCAUCACCUGCUGGCCAUGUGCGAGGGCUCGGAGCCGCUGGCCCUGGACGCGUGUGUAGCCGUGAGCAAGCUGUGCGACCAUGAGGAGCAGGCGAUGGAGCUGCUGGAGCUCCAGAUCGUCGAGCGAUUCUGUGAGGUGCUGUCCUCCGAGCACAACUCCGUCGCCCUCAAGCUGUUCGUCCUCCUCACCCUCCGGUCCAUGGCAGGAUGCAGCCAGCAGGUGUGCGGGGCGAUGCUGGCGGACAGCAGAGAGACGAGCAGGAGGCUGCGGUACGAGCACUACGACAUGGGGAUCAGCUUGCGGUACGACAUCGUGUCUCAGACGCUACUCAAGAUGCUCAAGGGGAACGAGGCCGAUCGAUCCCUUGAGCGCGAGGCCCUCGGCCUGCUGGGCGACCUCGCGUUCCACUCCUCCCACCGCCGGCUCCUGCUGGGCGACGCGCGGAUGCUCGCGACCGUUCGAUCCCUGACGGAGACGGUGAAGGACAAGGUGUAUCAGUCUCCUUGCAAGGAGAGAGGAGGAAAGGUGAUCCUCCCCUCCUCCUCCUCCUCCUCCUCCUCCCCUCGUGGGCUGCUCAAGGACUCGUUCGCUUCUUCCCCGUCCAAGGACUUGGGUGACGCCGACGGCGUGCGGUUCUACGAGGAAGCGCCGAGCUCUGUGCUCAGCCCGAGAAUCUUCAGCCCGAUCCCAGCAGAGAAGGAGAAGCACCGGACGCUCUUGCACGGGGAGGGGAUGAGAAUGGAGGCGCCCAGCGAGGAGGCGGUCCUAGCGGCAGCUCUGCGAGUGCUGGCGAUCCUGGGAGACAACCAGACGCUGAGCAGAGCGACGAGGCUGUCUCCCAUCGUCGAGCACCGCGGGCUGCGGAUCCUCUCGGUUGACGGAGGAGGAGUGAAGGGGAUCGCAAGCAUCCGCAUCCUCCAGCGCCUCGAGCGAGCAUGCGGGCAGCCGCUGUACUCGCUCUUCGACCUGGUGGCUGGCACGAGCGCCGGGGGGAUUAUCGCAUCUGCCAUGGGCAACAAGCUCAACAUGACGGAAGCUGAGAAGAUCUACCGCGCCAUCACUCGCAAGGCCUUCUCCCUCCCCCGCGACAAGGACAAGCUCAACAACUCCCAGGGAGCGCAGCCUGCGGGAGCAGGAGGAGCAGGAGGACCAGCGGCAGCAGCUGGGGCAGGAGGGGCAGGAGGGAUCCAGAAUGUGCUGGUGAGGGAGGAGCUGCUGAAGGAAGAGCUGCAGGGAGGGGAGGGGAGCACGUCGUGGUGGACGAAGCUCGUUCAGAGCGGGUCGAGCAUGAGGAGGGUGCUGUUCCAGGGGGCCAAGUACGACGCGGGGCCGCUGAUGCAGGUGCUGCAAUCUCAGUUCGGGGAGGCAGUAAGCCGCAGGAUGAUUGAGGCGAGUCUGGACCCGCACGCGUGCAAGACAGCAGUAGUGUCCACCCUCGUGUCCGAGCGGCCGAUCCGGCCGUACGUGUUCCGCUCCUACCAGCUGCCGCCGGGGAUGAAGGAGAGCUUUCCCGGUCGGUCGAGCUCGACGUGGCUGGAGGCGAUGAGAGCGUCGUCGGCUGCCCCCUACUUCUUCGACGAGUUUGUGUCCGACGGGGAGAGGCUGCAGGAUGGCGCGAUCGUGACCAACAACCCGGCGGUGGUGGCGGUACACGAGGCGCAGCGACUGUGGCCGGGGAGAGCGAUGGAGCUGAUGGUGUCGGUGGGGACGGGGAAGGGGCCGCCGGUGAGGAGGGAGGUGAAGCCCAGCAGCAGCGGGAUCGGGAUGAUGAUGGAGACGUUCGGAGAGCUCAUGGUUGAGGCGGCGACGAGCUCGGAGAGGGUGGCAGAGGCGUUCGAGGUUCUCUCCCCCAUGAUCCCCGGCAUGUCGAUCUUCCGGCUGCAGGUGGAGGACGAGCGAUGCAACGUGGAGAUCGACGACAUCAAGCAGGAGACGCUGAUGGGGAUCGAGCAGGCGGCUGAAGAGUUCAUGGAGGACAACAUCGCUACCAUGGAGGAGAUAGCCUGCAUCCUCCGCUCCUGCGCUCCUUCCAUGGCUGGCCAUCAUCAGGAGGACGAGGACGAGGACGAGGACGAGAAGGAGGAAGGGGGAGGAGGAGGGAGAAAGAGGAAGGGGCCUUCGCCUAUCAAUGACUCCUCCUUCAUGCUGCGGGAGGUUCUGAACGAGCGGCCGCUGGGCAAGCAUGGGAUAGGAUCGAAGCUGCGGGCUCUCUUCUUAGAGUCGCUGCUGCCAUGCGAGGAGGGGCAGGGACGGGACAUGGUUGAGAUGUUUGCCAGGAUGGAGGUCCCCUCCCAGCUCCUGUCCUUCCAUGAGGGGGUCCUCACCAGGACCUGCAAGGCCGUCUCCUCCUCCUCCUCUGACUUGAGCGUCAGCGGCGAGCAGGAGCUCGAUAUCUCCUUCCUCCUCCGCGUCCUCCACCGCUCCACCGCCAACGUCGUUCAGAUCGAAUGCGACACCCUAAAGUCCGGCGGAGAUCUCAUCCUGUCCUGGUGCUCGGAGCAGGUUCUUCUGUCCAUCGAGGACGCCAUGUCCAUCCUGCACUCCAGCUCCUCCCAUGCCGACCAGGCCAUCUCGCUCAUGGCAGAGGGGAGGGAAGAGGAGGAUGAAGAGGAGGAGGUGGACAACGGAGGGGAGGGAGGUGGAGAGGGUGUCCCAGCAGUGGAAGUGAGAGGGUGCGAGGUGGAAGAAGCGAACGGGAUUUACCUGCAGACGCCAGAGGAGCACGGGAGGAGGAGAAUCUACCGGCACACCUCCGGGCUCUUCCUCCUCCUCUUCCACGAGCAGGCGGACAGAAGGCUGAGGGGAAACGUGUGGAUGGUCAAACCCUGCGAGGCAGGAGAGAAGUACCUUGGCUGUCUCCGCUCCUCCCCCUCCCGCUCCUCCUUCUCCCCCCACCAGCCGCGAGCAUGGCAGAGCUUCAACGGCCUGCGGUUUGUGGACGACACGGGGGGGAGGGUGAGGGUGAGUGCGAUUGAGUAUGAAGAUGCGGUGGAUGCGAGUCACGAAGAAGAAGCGACGGGAGAGGAGGAAGACAACAAGGAGGAGGACAAGGAGCAGGGAGAGGAGGAGGAGGGGAAGGAGGAGGGAACAAAGGGGGCAGUUGAAAUGGACGACAUAAGGGCUCAGGCAGCACAACAAGGAGAGACGGAGGAGGAUCAGGAGGGUCUAAAGGGGACAGAAACGGAGCAGCAGCAGCAGCAGCAGCAGCAUGUCUGCACAAGUGAUGAUGAAGGUAUUGCUCGCUUGCUCCUUUCGCCUGCUGAUAUGCUGAAUGACUUCCCAGCUCCUCGACCCGUUGGUAGAGAAGAGCAGGAGCAGGAGCAGGAGCAGGAGAAGAAAGAGGAGGCGCAGGGAGAGAGAGAGGUUGCUGAGGAGGUAACGGAGGAGGAACAGGCAGUGGAGGAGGUGGGCAGAGAAAGGAUGCCAACGGUUUGUGCGGGUGGCGAUGGAGAGGGAGCUGUAUUUGACAUGCAGAAAGAGCAGCAAGAGCGUGAAAGAAAAGAGGAGGAGAGGCGGGAGGAAGACAGGGAGGAGGAGGAGGACGACGACGACGAUUGGGAGGAAGACAGGAAGGAGGGGAAGGAGGAGGAAGAGGAGGAAGACAGGACAGUAGACGAGGAAGAGGAGGAGCGAGGGGUUCAGCAGAAGUUGGAGGAAAGUUGUUUUCCUUCUCUCGCUGGGACUCGCGGGUGCUCGCGUGAGGUUGACCUGACGGACGUGAAGAAGCUGAUCGAGGUGUUGGAGGCGAACAGGUGA